This is a messenger RNA of Cynoglossus semilaevis (tongue sole), 1735 nucleotides long. RefSeq names its product THO complex 7 (gene thoc7). The transcript has 9 exons. Gene Ontology annotation, cellular component: THO complex part of transcription export complex. Bases 116 to 718 code for a protein of 200 amino acids. Gene Ontology annotation, biological process: mRNA export from nucleus; mRNA processing. NCBI's taxonomy places the organism in Eukaryota, Metazoa, Chordata, Actinopteri, Pleuronectiformes, Cynoglossidae. The record is from RefSeq and is a predicted model, not a curated record.
UAAAUAAACCUUAUUGGUCAAGAAUAAAAACCAAUAACCAAUCAUAACAGCCGCCUGCUUCGCUCACUUCCGGUUCGUCAGUAAAGUUUAGUUAGCGUUGUAACCCGAUGUUGGUAUGGGUGCUGUUACAGAUGAUGAAGUGAUCCGGAAGCGUCUUCUUAUCGACGGGGAUGGAGCCGGAGAUGACCGCCGCAUUAACGUGCUGUUAAAGAGCUUCACCAAAUGGUGCAGCUCGCCAGGGCCUUCGGAGGAAGGCUUUACACAGAAGAUGCUGAGCACUCUGGCUCAGUGUGAGUUCUCUAUGGGAAAGACGUUGAUGGUUUAUGAUAUGAAUCUUCGCGAAAUGGAGAACUAUGAAAAAAUCUACAAAAACAUAGAACAAAACAUUACUUCUGCACAUGAAAAGAUCACAGAAUGCAAGAAGGAAAUCCAAAGGGCGAAGAGGAUACGUAAAAAUCGUCAAGAGUAUGACGCUUUAGCCAAAGUUAUCCAGCUACACCCAGACCGACAUGAAACACUAAAACAGUUGGAGGCGCUUGAUAAGGAACUGCAGCAGUUGUCUAACACCAAGGACAAUGUAGAUGCCAAGUUGGAGUUGAGGAAGAAACAGUUUCAUGUGCUCCUCAGUACCAUACAGGAACUACAGCAGACACUUGAUAAUGAUGAAAAAUCAGAUGAUGACAACAAUCAGUGCAGUCCAGCAGGCAACAGCGAGUGAACACAGUGGAUCAGAGUGAACUUCUUUAAAAUUGUUUUUGUUUUGUUUUUUCCUGCAAUGAUUUUUCUGUUUUGUAAAAAUAAAUGUUUUACAAGUUCAUCUGGAUUCACUUCAUUUCUUCACAAGAAAGUGUACUUUUUGCUACUCUCUUGAUGUCAUUUAUUUAUUUUAAAGCAUUUUCUUAUUGCAUUUUAACUACAUUUAAAUUCAGCACAGCUUUCUUGCCAGUACCAUUCACAGAGUAAUGGUUAAAAUUCACAUUCUCUGACAGAAAAACGUGUAAAAAAUUUGGUUUUUUUUAUUAAAAGUUGAGUUGUACAUAAUUCUCUUGACAUUUUUCUAUAUAAACAAUUCCAUCUUCCUUCUAAUUCUACAAUAUAUUUCCAGAUUUGAAUUGAUUGGAAGCCAUAAUAAAAACAUUCAGACAAGAAGUUUUGUCUUAUUUGAAUAGUUUAGUACUCAAUUAUAUACCAAGGUGUAUUGUAACAUUGCACUAGACCCUAAACUUACACCUGAAUGGAAAAUUAUAGGGUCUAGUUAGAUUGGACAGCAUGGUCCUGAAAACUAGUCAAAACUUAGUAAGAAAGUAGGACCAAACCUUUGAACGGCUUGUCUUAUUUGAAAAUUUCAGAAAUAUCAUUUUUUUAAAAUACAACAUAGAUUCACUUUCUGUGUUCACAUCAAGCAGCAGCACAGAAACCGUCAUCGUUAGAACAAAAGACACUCACCUCUUUGAGUGUAUCAUCCUUUACCUUCCCGUAUUUUGCACAAAUGUCUUUAACAUAAGAUGCACAAAGUGUGGCCACAAGACUGUCCAAAGUCAACCUUUGCUUCUGGUCAUCAGCAUGACUUUACUUGAUUUGUAAUUUUAAUCUCCUGCUCUAUCAUGUCUGUGCAUCCUUGUGGUUUCCACUGAAAAUAUGUGAAAGAAGCAAAAGGGGGGAAAAACUGUACAGUCACUGAUCACAGCUGAAUGACAACCAAAAAUCCAACACCUCUGAACAUGCAAAAAAAAAA